CGGAAUGUCCCACGCUCACUGUUAAUAAUGCGGUAUUGGCAGGCAGCUCAAAUACAGUGACCAGUGUUCGCAACAUCACAUGUAAUGCCGGCUUCGAGCUUUCGGGUAACUCAAUGGUCACGUGUCUUCCCGGUGCGGAGUGGUCUUCCACACCAUCUUGCAAUAGACUUGUGCAGUGUGGUUCCCUGCAGGUGUCCAAUGGAAAGGUCUCGGAUGGAGAGGACACUGUCGGCAGUGUGCGUACUGUGACCUGCAAUCUUGGAUAUGAGCUGGGCAGUGAUCAGACAGCAGUGUGCUUGGCGAAUGGCACUUGGUCUAGCAACCCAGUGUGUACAGACGGCACAAACUCAUGCCCUAAAUUAUUCGCUCCAUCCAACGGGCGGAUAGACACAGGGACGGAAGUCAUCGGCAUACGAAGAACGUACUCUUGUUCUGACGGAUACAAAACUAUGGAUCUAACAACAACGGUAUGCUUGAGAGGUGGAAAUUGGUCUGAACCUGCUCCAGCCUGUGUUCGCCCCUGUUCUGAGCAACAAACAACAGCAUCUUCCACAACGUUCACCAUUGUUGCAGGAGCUAUUGGGUUUCUUGUCGGCUUGAUUAUUCCUGGCGCUUUUAUGAUAGUUUAUCAAGCGCGACACAGAGGCCCGGCUAAGGUCCCCACGGCAAGAGAGACUAGCAGCAGCGAGCCACCAACGGUUUUUACGAACAAAUUGACAGAAAAUGAUGCUUACGAGAUGACCUCAACUCCAGUGGAAACAAACCAAGAGCCCCAGUACGAAACAAUGGGCCAGAUUUAGCCAUACAUGCUUUCUAUAUUUCUUCCUCUUCUCUUCUACGUUUUCUGCAUCUGGAGCACUUACCACCAUUUUGCAUAUUCUUUGCAUCCAGCCUAUCGCCCGUUGGAAUUUGCAAAACUUCGGAUAUUUGAGAAAACAAGGCGCUGUUUGUCGAUUCCUUACUUACUAUUUCAAUAUAUUUAGCUUUAUUGUUAGAAUUUGUAGCCCCAUUGCAGCAUGGGCAUCUGUUGCACUAAACCUCCGAGCCGUUACACAUGGACUGUACGAUUUUCUUUCAGAUCUUCACUAAGAAGGGCAGCAUAGAAUGGACACGUUCGGAUCGCAGCACUUGCCAGAAGACGCCGACAGGUUUGGAAAAGAUGGCACAAAACGAGCAGCUUUGUGCCUUUCUUGCGAAGCUGUGCGUUGGAAGUAGGUGGCAGAAUAGCAUAUUUGACCAAUUGCCGAGCAUGUUGUGCUCGAAGACUGAUACCAACCAGACUGAUCUUGAAAGUCGCCAACUGGACAUUAUAAAUUGUCGAAUACAAUCAAUGUGUUACUUACGGGAGGUUUAGUGAAAACAGACUAUUUGCUGUUCUUUUUUUGCAGGCCUUUUUUAGUACUUUUCAAGAGCAGUAAGACAAAAUGCAACCACACCUCCUCUUGAGUAUGACUGUAUUUAGCCUCUAUGAUACCUCAGGCGAAAUAAUUUUCUGAUAUCACGCUACCACGCUAUCCUUUACACAUUGUCAAUGCUUGUAAUAAUUGUUUAUUGCCUAGCCUGCUUGCAACAUGUACACUUUCUACGCCUUUUCUUAUCGCUCAUAGCUGGAGACACUUACUCUACUCUCUGCUUGCUCCACUGCAAACUCACGUAAUAAUUAUCUUCAAUUGCACCAAUGAUUAUUAAAGUUCAGUGUCUCGCUA
Messenger RNA from Sycon ciliatum, 1706 nucleotides. Its product is annotated as sushi, von Willebrand factor type A, EGF and pentraxin domain-containing protein 1-like. The transcript has 4 exons. NCBI's taxonomy places the organism in Eukaryota, Metazoa, Porifera, Calcarea, Leucosolenida, Sycettidae. The record is from RefSeq and is a predicted model, not a curated record. The coding region runs from base 114 to 800 and encodes 228 amino acids.